AUGUCUUCCACAGCCGCCAGCCGCACCUGCAACACACCCGAGCUCCUCGAGAUGAUCUUGAUGGAGUGUACCACUGUCGAUGUCACUCGAGCUCGUCAAGUCAACUCAUUCUUCAAGGGUCUUAUCGACGACUCGCUUGGGCUUCGCCGGGUGAUGUUCCUCGAGCCAACAGUCGGGCCAGAAGUCCAGCAACCAGUUCAGCAGCCACCAGCCGAGCUCACGGAGCAAGCGGAGCUCCCCGAUUGGAAUUUCCCUCAUGCCGUGGACUGCCCUUGCUGUGAUGUGAUCAUUCACCCCUUCUUCGGAACUACAGUACUGGGUGAAGUCAUCCUGAACAGUAACGCGGAAAUGAUUGCUCAGAGUCACGAAUACAACAUGCGAGAUAUGAUGGCCUGGCCACGCGGACCUUGGGAGAAGAUGCUCAUUGUCAAAUCACCCCGCGAAUCUGUCACGGUCCGUUACCACAUGCUGAGACCCGGGUUCGGAGGCAUGCUGGAUUGGAAUGCUACGAUGGGAGAUUUGCGCCGGGCGACGAGCCGUGAGGGAUAUCCAUUCGGCAUAACAGAUGUCUUCGCAGAGCUUGAGAUUGUGGAUAUGCGGCAGAAGCCGCUACGCUGGGCGGGUAACAUCUUUAGCUGA
Messenger RNA from Ramularia collo-cygni, 639 nucleotides. RefSeq lists its product as uncharacterized. Lineage: Eukaryota; Fungi; Ascomycota; Dothideomycetes; Mycosphaerellales; Mycosphaerellaceae. The transcript has a single exon. The record is from RefSeq and is a predicted model, not a curated record. The coding region runs from base 1 to 639 and encodes 212 amino acids.